This is a messenger RNA of Thlaspi arvense, 2097 nucleotides long. The record is from the annotation of a GenBank genome assembly. NCBI's taxonomy places the organism in Eukaryota, Viridiplantae, Streptophyta, Magnoliopsida, Brassicales, Brassicaceae.
AUGAAAAUCAAUAAUAACUCGACUCUCUUCUUCUCCCUCCUCCUCUCUCUCCUCUGUUUAUCGUCGGCUCUAUCGAAUGAGAAGCCUCAGGUUUCGAGUGGCUCGACCAUAUUGUUCACGACGAUAGGGAAGCCUACUUUCGAAUUCGACAUCUACGUUCUCCCUACGAGCCGUCGUCCGCCGUCUCCUUCCGAUGAACACCGUUUGACAGACAGCAAAUCCAUUAAUUACAAUGGCCAUUUCGCUUCUCCUUCGCCGGCACUAACCCACCUUCAUCCCAACGGUUCUCAGAUCAACCCACAAGAUCCAAAUCUUUUGAAUCUCUUCUACGUCACCGAGAUAGACGGCACGCCCAGCUUACGCUACGGCGUCGUUCACGGAGAUAACUCUGGAACCAGUGCUCAGAUUCCGUUAUUGCCAGAGCAGAGUGUGGGUUCGAUGAAAGAUACUCCUGUUUUGACCAACGACUAUCUUCUUUACGUGUCCACACACGAGGAUCCGGGUAAGCCCAAGGUGAGUUGGGCCGCCGUCUACUCCACUGAGUUACGAACUGGAACGACUCGGCGGUUGACACCUCCUGAAAUCGCUGAUUUUUCACCUGCGGUGUCUCCGUCUGGGAAUUGGACAGCCGUGGCUUCGUACGGAGAGAAAGGCUGGAGUUUGGUAGCGAAAGAGCUUAGUUCUGAUAUUUACGUUUUUCUGACUCGGGAUGGGACUCAGCGAGUCAAGGUUGUCGAGCAAGGCGGGUGGCCGAGGUGGUUGGACGAGUCGACUCUGUAUUUCCACCGGAUGAGCGACGACGGAUGGAUCAGCGUGUACCGAGCGAUUCUACCGAAAACCGGACCGAUUUCCUUAAAAUCUGUGACGGUUCAACGAGUCACGCCACCUGGUAUUCACGCGUUCACACCAGCCACGUCACCAAACAACCACGACUUCAUCGCGGUGGCGACGAGGAGGCCCGGAACGGAAAUUCGCCAGGUGGAACUUUUCGACUUGAAGAAGAACGAGUUCGUCGAGCUGACUCGGCUCGUUUCGCCCACGAGUCACAACUUCAACCCGUUUCUUUCUCCUGACGCGUCCCGUGUGGGAUACCAUAGUUGCAGAGGCGACAGGUUAAUGGGACGAAACGCUCCUCGGAAUCUCCUUCAGAACAUCAAAACCACUUCCAAGGACCUCACUCUCUUCAGAUUCGACGGCGCGUUCCCGUCUCUCCCGCCGGAAGGUGACCGAUUCGCGUUCGUCUCUUUCACAGGCGUUUACGUGGUGAAACCAGACGGUUCUGGUCUUCGCCAAUUGCUCCCACAAAUGGGAUUUGGAACAGUUUGGGAUCCAAUUCGACAUGGAAUCGUGUACACGAGCUCAGGUCCCGCCUUAGUUCCAGGGAAAGCUCACAACCAAGUCGACAUCCUCGCCAUCAACGUCGAUGAUCCCAACCCGUCAACCGCCGUUAAAAAACUAACGACCAACGGCGAGAACAACGCCUUCCCGUGGCCAUCACCCGACGGAAAACGUAUCGUGUUCCGAUCUGAUCGAUCCGGUACCAAAAACCUCUACAUAAUGGACGCAGAGAAAGGCGAAGCCGGUGGUUUGUUCAGGCUGACGAACGGAAACUGGAACGACACGAUAGCCACCUGGUCUCCAGACGGUAAUUGGAUUGUUUUCGCAUCGAACCGGGAAUUUCCCGGUACGUUGUUGAUGGAUUUGUAUGUGGUUCACCCGGACGGAACCGGUUUAAGGAAGGUGUCGGAAGACUUGACCGGUGCUGUAUCGAUGCAUCCGAUGUUUAGUCCCGACAGUAAGACAAUAGUGUUCACUACUACUUACGCCGGGAUCUCCGCGGAGCCGAUCGGAAAUACGCAUUUUAACGUCCCGAGUAGUGAGAUCUUUACCGUGAAUUUGGACGGCUCUGAAUUGACGAGGCGCACGCAUAAUCCCGUGGAAGAUGGACCACCCUUGUGGUACCCCAUGAUCAAAGCUACUGGUGACGUGACCUGGCCCAAGAGGUUUGGGCCUAGCUGCUCUUUUGAAGAUUUCAAGUCGCAAAAUACGACAGUGAAAAUGAAUAAGCGGGCGAUGAUGUGUGUUCCUUCACAAUAG